GGAGCCACCGAAUACCAAGGUUCACUCCCCAUUUCUCGUCUGCGCUAGAUUUUCUGAACCCAUUUCUGUCUCGUAACCUUGAUAUCUAGCUAUGUAAGGAAAGGUAGUGGCUUUCUGCUUUCCUAGAGACUCAAAGGUCCAAUUGGUUUACACCAAUGAGGCUAAUGCAGCAUCGGGGAUGGCUGUGCAUGAUGACUGCAAGCUGAAGUUUCUGGAGUUGAAGGCUAAAAGGACUUACCGUUUCAUUGUAUUUAAGAUUGAGGAGAAGCAAAAGCAGGUGGUGGUAGAAAAAGUUGGGGAGCCAACUCAAAGCUACGAGGAGUUCGCUGCAAGUCUUCCAGCUGAUGAGUGUCGAUAUGCUGUUUUUGAUUUUGACUUUGUCACUGCAGAAAACUGCCAAAAAAGCAGGAUUUUCUUCAUUGCAUGGUCCCCUGAUACAUCAAGGGUGAGGAGCAAGAUGAUCUAUGCAAGCUCCAAGGACAGGUUCAAGAGAGAACUGGAUGGUAUUCAAAUAGAGCUGCAGGCCACCGAUCCAACUGAGAUGGGUCUUGAUGUUUUUAGAAGCCGUGCCAACUAAGAUUUUUCUUGAGUCUCGCAUGGCGAUUUGUCUCUGCUCUCGGUGUUCUUUUAAGUGAAAAUGUUAAUACCAUGUGGGGCCAUGAACCUGAGUUAUCAUAUUGGUUUGUUGUUCAAGUUUUACCUUACGGUCUGGCCUUCAACUAGAACCAAAUUUCAAUGAUUCCAAUCAAUAUCGUGUAUGAUUUGUUGUGUGGAACUGAAGCAAUGAAUGUGUCCUUGUAGUUGUUAUAUCUACAAGCCAAGAUUUAUAUCAUCUUGGGAUUAGAGAAGCACUCUUGCUUGUUUUUUGAGACCUCAAAUGGAUUUUUGACCCGUCUAGCCCUGCUGGAGGUGGACUGCGGUUCAAUACUGUUUAGAUUGCUGGUGUAGUCGAUUUGGAACUUAUGCAAGAUUUGUUAUCAAGUAUAUCUGAGACUAGUUUGUUC
Messenger RNA from Juglans microcarpa x Juglans regia, 1004 nucleotides. RefSeq names its product actin-depolymerizing factor 1. The record is from RefSeq and is a predicted model, not a curated record. Gene Ontology annotation, cellular component: actin cytoskeleton; cytoplasm. Gene Ontology annotation, biological process: actin filament depolymerization. The coding region runs from base 179 to 577 and encodes 132 amino acids. The transcript is spliced from 5 exons. Gene Ontology annotation, molecular function: actin filament binding. Lineage: Eukaryota; Viridiplantae; Streptophyta; Magnoliopsida; Fagales; Juglandaceae.